Molecule: messenger RNA, 831 nt
Organism: Lipotes vexillifer (Yangtze River dolphin)
Lineage: Eukaryota; Metazoa; Chordata; Mammalia; Artiodactyla; Lipotidae
Gene: AKT1S1
Product: AKT1 substrate 1
Exons: 5
Coding region: 1-831 (276 amino acids)
Biological process (GO): negative regulation of protein kinase activity; neurotrophin TRK receptor signaling pathway; negative regulation of TOR signaling
Cellular component (GO): cytoplasm
Source: RefSeq, a predicted model, not a curated record
AUGUCUUUUGAGGGCGGCGACGGUGCCGGGCCGGCCAUGCUGGCUACGGGCACGGCGCGGAUGGCGUCGGGGCGCCCCGAGGAGCUGUGGGAGGCCGUGGUGGGGGCUGCCGAGCGCUUCCGGGCCCGGACGGGCACGGAGCUGGUGCUGCUGACGGCUGCGCCCCCCCCGCCCCCCCGUCCGGGCCCCUGCGCCUAUGCAGCCCAUGGUCGAGGGGCCCUGGCCGAGGCGGCCCGCCGCUGCCUCCACGACAUCGCCCUGGCCCACCGGGCAGCCGCCGCCGCCCGGCCCCCCAUGCCCCCACCAGCACCGCAGCCGCCCAGCCCUGCACGGAGCCCACCCCGGCCUACCCUGGCCAGGGAGGAAGAUGAGGAGGAUGAGGACGAGCCAACGGAGACAGAGACCUCUGGGGACCGGCUGGGUGUCAGCGAUAAUGGAGGACUCUUUGUGAUGGAUGAGGAUACCACGCUCCAGGACCUGCCCCCCUUCUGCGAGUCAGACCCUGAGAGCACGGAUGAUGGCAGCCUGAGCGAGGAGACCCCCGCUGGGCCCCCAGCCUACUCAGUGCCCCCAGCCUCAGCCCUGCCCACACAGCAGUACGCCAAGUCCCUGCCCGUGUCCGUGCCCGUCUGGGCCUUCAAGGAGAAGAGGACAGAAGCUCGGUCAUCUGAUGAGGAGAACGGGCCGCCCUCCUCGCCGGACCUGGACCGUAUCGCGGCGAGCAUGCGCGCGCUGGUGUUGCGGGAGGCCGAGGACACUCAGGUCUUCGGGGACCUGCCGCGGCCACGGCUCAACACCAGCGACUUCCAGAAGCUGAAGCGGAAAUACUGA